GGCAGCUUAUUGGCCGGCUCGGGCUCACGUCACCGCCCGCCUAGGUCCGGCCUGAGUUUGGGGCUAGCCGCUCUCCGUUUGGUGUCGCGUCCUGCUGUGUGGAGCCCCGGGCCGGGCGGGCGGACUGGGCGGCCAAGGCAGAGCCAGAGUGGGCGCGAUGAAGGCACUGAUCUUGGUGGGCGGCUAUGGGACGCGUCUGCGGCCGCUGACGCUAAGCAUCCCGAAGCCACUGGUGGAUUUCUGCAAUAAGCCCAUCUUGCUGCACCAAGUCGAGGCGCUGGCCGCGGCUGGUGUGGACCACGUGAUUCUGGCCGUGAGCUACAUGUCUCAGGUGCUGGAGAAGGAAAUGAAGGCGCAGGAGCAGAGGCUGGGAAUCCGCAUCUCCAUGUCCCAUGAAGAAGAGCCUCUGGGGACAGCUGGGCCCCUGGCGCUUGCCCGUGACCUGCUCUCUGAGACUUCGGACCCUUUCUUCGUCCUCAACAGUGAUGUGAUCUGUGACUUCCCCUUCCAAGCCAUGGUGCAGUUUCACCGGCACCACGGCCAGGAGGGCUCCAUCCUGGUGACCAAAGUGGAGGAACCCUCUAAGUAUGGUGUGGUGGUAUGUGAGGCUGACACAGGCCGCAUUCACCGGUUCGUGGAGAAGCCGCAGGUGUUCGUGUCCAACAAGAUCAACGCGGGAAUGUACAUCCUGAACCCUGCAGUGCUGCGGCGCAUCCAGCUGCAGCCUACAUCCAUUGAGAAGGAGAUCUUCCCUGUCAUGGCCAAGGAGGGGCAGCUAUAUGCCAUGGAGCUGCAGGGCUUUUGGAUGGACAUAGGGCAGCCCAAGGAUUUCCUCACAGGCAUGUGCCUCUUCCUACAGUCCCUGCGACAGAAGCAGCCUGAGCAGCUGUGCUCAGGCCCCGGCAUCGUGGGCAACGUGCUGGUGGACCCAAGUGCCCGCAUCGGCCAGAACUGCAGCAUCGGCCCCAACGUGAGCCUGGGUCCCGGUGUGGUGGUGGAGGACGGCGUGUGCAUCCGGCGGUGCACAGUGCUGCGAGACGCCCACAUCCGGUCCCACUCCUGGCUCGAGUCCUGCAUUGUGGGCUGGCGCUGCCGCGUGGGCCAGUGGGUGCGCAUGGAGAACGUGACCGUGCUGGGUGAAGACGUCAUCGUAAACGACGAGCUCUACCUCAACGGGGCCAGUGUGCUGCCCCACAAGUCUAUCGGCGAGUCGGUGCCGGAGCCUCGCAUCAUCAUGUGAGGGGAUGCCAUGGGGCUGGCUGAGGCCCCACUUACUCACUGGCAGGGGGAGCCCUGGCGUAACACAUCAGGAGGCCCUAGACUUGCCGUUUAUCUGGGAGGACUGGACGAGGCGGAAGCGGCUGGGACACCUGCCCCCUCCUGUGGACAUAAGCUGACAGGAUCCUUGCUGGGCAUACCCCACAAAGCCCACUCCCUCAAGAAGGGCCGGGCCAGGGCUGUAUGGAAUAAUAAUUUAAUGCUCACUGUG
Molecule: messenger RNA, 1489 nt
Organism: Ailuropoda melanoleuca (giant panda)
Lineage: Eukaryota; Metazoa; Chordata; Mammalia; Carnivora; Ursidae
Gene: GMPPB
Product: GDP-mannose pyrophosphorylase B
Exons: 10
Coding region: 158-1240 (360 amino acids)
Biological process (GO): GDP-mannose biosynthetic process
Molecular function (GO): mannose-1-phosphate guanylyltransferase (GTP) activity; GTP binding
Source: RefSeq, a predicted model, not a curated record